Molecule: messenger RNA, 7926 nt
Organism: Conger conger (European conger)
Lineage: Eukaryota; Metazoa; Chordata; Actinopteri; Anguilliformes; Congridae
Gene: unc13a
Product: unc-13 homolog A (C. elegans)
Exons: 40
Coding region: 1-5232 (1743 amino acids)
Biological process (GO): presynaptic dense core vesicle exocytosis; dense core granule priming; synaptic transmission, glutamatergic
Cellular component (GO): plasma membrane; presynaptic membrane; presynaptic active zone cytoplasmic component
Molecular function (GO): syntaxin-1 binding; diacylglycerol binding; calcium ion binding
Source: RefSeq, a predicted model, not a curated record
AUGUCACUGCUGUGUGUUGGAGUCAAAAAAGCCAAGCUUGAUGGACCGCAAGAGAAGUUCAACACCUACGUGUCGCUGAAGGUGCAGAAUGUUAAGAGCACCACCAUCGCCGUGCGCGGCAGUCAGCCCUGCUGGGAGCAGGACUUCAUGUUCGAGAUUAACCGGUUGGACCUGGGCCUGACGGUGGAGGUGUGGAAUAAAGGCCUGAUUUGGGACACCAUGGUGGGCACGGUGUGGAUCCCCCUGAGCAACAUUCGCCAGUCCAACGAGGAAGGGCCAGGGCAGUGGCUGACCCUGGACUCCCAGGUCAUCAUGGCGGAGAAUGAAAUCUGCGGCACCAAAGACCCCACCUUCCACCGCGUGCUUCUGGACACGCGCUUCGAGCUCCCUCUGGAUAUCCCGGAAGACGAGGCGCGCUAUUGGGCGAAGAAACUGGAGCAGCUCAACGCCAUGAGGGACCAGGAUUACACGUACCAGGAAGAGCAGGAGAGGCAGCUUCCUGUCCCGGCGUCCCAGUGCUGUAAUUGGAGUCUGUGGGGAGACCAGCAAAACGAUGACCCGGACAGCGCCGUCGACGACAGGGACAGCGACUACCGCAGCGAGACCAGCAACAGCAUCCCUCCCCCCUACUACACCACCUCCCAGCCCAAUGCCUCCAUGCACCAGUAUCCCAUGAGGCACCAGCACGGCUCCCUCGGGAACUACAACGAGGUGCAAGGCAGCGAUAUGGACUACGACUCCCAGAGGGCCAUGAGCCCCACGGGGAGCAGCCGCUACGCCUCCUCGGGCGAGCUGAGCCGCGGGAGCUCCCAGCUGAGCGAGGCGUUCGGCCCGGAGGACGGGGAGAGCCUGCGGGGCUCCGAGCCCUACGACGAGAACGACUCGUACCACUCCUGCCACUCGUCCGUCAGCUACGGCAAGGACUCGGCGGGCUGGGACCCGGACGAGCCGCAGGGGGCCUACAGCGACGAGGGCGGCUACGUGAAGGACGGGGGCGAGGAGGGCGCCCUGUACGACGAGGAGGAGGGGCGGCUCUACGAGCCGGAGGAGGAGGAGGACUACAACUACGAGGACGAGGAGGAGGAGCCCUACGAGGAAGACGAGGAUCUCUACCCGCUGGACGGGGCCCUCAGCGAGGACCAGGAGCCCCCGUACACGCCCACCCCCACGGGCGCGGCCCCCGCGCUGGCCCUGGACCCCGCGGCCCCCGCGCUGGCCCUGGACCCCGCGGCCCCCGCCCGGCCCCCUCUGGAGAAGCAGCCCUCUCUGCACCAGCAGCAGCAGCCCGGUCCGGCCCCGGCCACGCCCGCCUCGCCGGCCCAAUUCCCGGCCCCCACGAAGCUGCCGGCGUCCGCCCUCCAGCCCCCCGCCCCCGCGGUCCUGCCCCCCGCCCCCACGGCCAAACCCCCCAUGGAAAAACAGCCUUCUCUGGGCGAAAAGCCCCCUGUCACUGAGAGUGCCCCUGCCACACCUCCAGUGGAGGCCGAACCCCAACCCGACAGUUACCCGCGGAGAGAUGAGGGUCAGGACUCCAUGUCACGAGCCAAGGACAACUGGCUACGUCUCUUCAACAAAGUUCGGCUGCAGCUGCAAGAGGCCCGUGGGGAGACGUCGGGCUCCCAGUCGUUGUGGUUUCAGGGGGGGCCAGGAGGGGCUCUGUAUAGCAUCGACAGCAUGCCGGACCUGCGGAAGAGGAAAGCCAUCCCUCUCGUUAGAGAUCUGUCUUUAGUGCAGAACUCGCGUAAGGCAGGAAUCACCUCAGCGUUGGCCUCCAGCACGCUGAACAACGAGGAGCUGAAGACCCACGUGUACAAGAAGACCCUGCAGGCCCUGAUCUACCCCAUCUCCUGCACCACGCCCCACAACUUCGAGGUGUGGACGGCCACCACGCCCACCUACUGCUACGAGUGCGAGGGGCUGCUGUGGGGCAUCGCCCGCCAGGGCAUGAGGUGCACCGAGUGCGGGGUCAAAUGUCACGAGAAGUGCCAGGACCUGCUGAACGCCGACUGCCUGCAGAGGGCGGCGGAGAAGAGCUCCAAACACGGGGCGGAGGACCGCACCCAGAACAUCAUCAUGGUGCUGAAGGACCGGAUGAAGAUCCGGGAGAGGAACAAGCCCGAGAUCUUCGAGCUGAUCCAGGAGGUGUUCGCCGUGAUCAAGGCCACCCACGUCACGCACAUGAAGCAGAUCAAGCAGAGCGUGCUCGACGGGACGUCCAAGUGGUCCGCCAAGAUCAGCAUCACGGUGCUGUGUGCCCAGGGUCUCCAGGCCAAAGAUAAGACGGGCUCCAGCGAUCCGUACGUCACCGUGCAGGUGGGCAAGACCAAGAAACGGACCAAGACCAUCUACGGCAACCUGAACCCCGUGUGGGAGGAGAACUUCAACUUCGAGUGCCACAACUCUUCCGAUCGGAUCAAGGUCCGGGUAUGGGACGAGGAUGACGACAUCAAGUCUCGCGUGAAGCAGAAGUUUAAGAGGGAAUCAGACGACUUUCUGGGCCAGACCAUCAUCGAGGUCCGCACUCUGAGCGGAGAGAUGGACGUUUGGUACAAUCUGGACAAGCGUACGGACAAGUCGGCGGUGUCUGGGGCCAUCCGGAUGCACAUCAACGUGGAGAUCAAGGGAGAGGAGACGGUGGCGCCGUACCAUGUCCAGUACACCUGCCUGCACGAGAACCUGUUCCACUACGUGACGGACAUCCAGAACACCGGCGUGGUGAAGAUCCCCGACGCCAAGGGAGACGACGCCUGGAAGGUGUACUUCGAGGAGACGCCGCAGGAGAUCGUGGACGAGUUCGCCAUGCGCUACGGUGUGGAGUCCAUCUACCAGGCCAUGACACAUUUCGCCUGCCUGUCGUCCAAGUACAUGUGCCCCGGCGUGCCGGCGGUGAUGAGCACGCUGUUGGCCAACAUCAACGCCUACUACGCCCACACCACCCAGGCCACCAACAACGUGUCGGCCUCCGACCGCUUCGCUGCCUCCAACUUCGGGAAAGAGCGGUUUGUGAAGCUCCUGGACCAGCUGCACAACUCCCUGAGGAUCGACCUCUCCAUGUACAGGAACAACUUCCCAGCUAGCAGCCCAGAGAGGCUUCAGGACCUGAAGUCCACCGUCGACCUGCUCACGAGCAUCACCUUCUUCAGAAUGAAGGUCCAAGAGCUGCAGAGUCCCCCUCGCGCCAGUCAGGUGGUGAAGGACUGUGUGAAAGCCUGCCUCAACUCCACCUACGAGUACAUCUUCAACAACUGCCACGAGCUCUACAGCCGCGAGUACCAGACCGAUCCCGCCAAGAAAGGAGAGGUGCCCCCAGAAGAGCAAGGCCCCAGCAUCAAGAACCUGGACUUCUGGUCCAAACUCAUCACCCUCAUUGUGUCCAUUAUAGAGGAGGACAAGAACUCCUACACUCCAUGCCUCAACCAGUUCCCCCAGGAGCUGAACGUGGGGAAGAUCAGCGCUGAGGUGAUGUGGAACCUGUUCGCCCAGGACAUGAAGUACGCCAUGGAGGAGCAUGAAAAGAACCGUCUGUGUAAGAGCGCAGAUUAUAUGAACCUGCACUUCAAGGUGAAAUGGCUGUACAACGAGUACUGCAAGGAUCUGCCUUUCUUCAAGAGCCGAGUGCCUGAGUACCCCGCGUGGUUUGAACCAUUUGUCAUCCAGUGGCUGGAUGAAAAUGAGGAAGUGUCGCGAGACUUUCUGCAUGGUGCCCUGGAGAGGGACAAAAAGGAUGGGUUCCAGCAGACGUCCGAGCAUGCUCUGUUCUCCUGCUCCGUGGUGGACGUCUUCUCCCAGCUCAACCAGAGCUUCGAGAUCAUCAAGAAGCUGGAGUGCCCCGACCCGCAGAUCGUGGGCCACUACAUGAAGAGAUUCGCAAAGACCAUCAGCAACGUGCUGCUUUCCUACGCUGACAUCAUCGCCAAGGACUUUGCCAAUUACUGCUCCAAGGAGAAAGUGGUGAGACCCUGCAUCCUGAUCAAUAACAUUCAGCAGCUGCGAGUCCAGCUGGAGAAGAUGUUCGAGGCAAUGGGAGGCAAAGAUCUGAACGUGGAGGCCAGUGACAUCCUGAAAGAGCUCCAGGUGAAGCUCAACAAUGUCCUGGAUGACCUGAGCAGGGUCUUCGCCACCAGUUUCCAGCCCCACAUAGAGGAGUGCGUGAAGCAGAUGGGGGACAUCCUGAGCCAGGUGAAGGGGACGGGCAACGUGCCAGCCAGCGCCUGCAGCAGUGUGGCCCAGGACGCCGACAACGUCCUGCAGCCCAUCAUGGACUUCCUGGACAGCAACCUCACGCUCUUCGCCAAGAUCUGCGAGAAGACGGUGCUGAAGCGCGUUCUGAAGGAGCUGUGGAAGCUGGUGAUGAACACCAUGGAGAAGACCAUCGUCCUGCCGCCCCUGACCGACCAGACGGGCACUCAGCUCAUCUUUAAUGCUGCCAAGGAGCUGGGCCAGCUUUCCAAGCUCAAGGAGCACAUGGUCCGCGAGGAGGCCAAGGCGCUCUCUCCCAAGCAGUGUGCGGUGGUGGAGCUGGCUCUCGACACCAUCAAGCAAUACUUCCACGCGGGAGGGGUGGGGCUGAAGAAGACCUUCCUGGAGAAGAGCCCUGACCUGCAGUCGCUCCACUACGCCCUCUCCCUCUACACCCAGGCCACCGACAAGCUCAUCAGGACCUUUGUGCAGUCCCAGAAUGCACAGGGUUCGGGGGUGGACGAUGCUGUGGGAGAGGUGUCCAUCCAUGUGGAGAUCUUCACCCAUCCCAACACGGGCGAGCACAAGGUCACGGUGAAGGUGGUGGCGGCCAAUGACCUGCGGUGGCAGACGUCCGGGAUAUUCAGGCCCUUCGUCGAGGUCUUCAUCAUUGGACCGCACCUCAGUGACAAGAAGAGGAAGUUUGCCACCAAGUCGAAGAAUAACAGCUGGGCCCCCAAGUACAAUGAAACCUUCGCUUUCACCCUGAGCAGCGAGGCGGGGCCAGAGUGCUACGAGCUGCAGGUGUGCGUGAAGGACUACUGCUUCGCCCGGGAGGACCGCACGGUGGGCAUGGCGGUGCUGCAGCUGAAGGACGUGGCGGCCCGGGGCAGCGUGGCCUGCUGGCUGCCGCUGGGCAGGAGGAUCCACAUGGACGAGACGGGCCUGACCGUGCUGCGCAUCCUGUCCCAGCGCAACAACGACGACGUGGCCAAGGAGUUCGUCAAGCUCAAGUCCGACCAGCGCUCGGCCGAGGAGGGCAGGGGCAGCUAAGGCCCGCUCUCAGGGACGGGGCCCCAAACUACCCUCGACACUGCCCUCUCUCUCUCUCUCUCUCUCUCUAUCUCUCCCUCACUCUCUCUCUCUCUUUCUCUGAGGUCACUUGCUCCUUUGCACUGACACAUACACACACAUACGUGUUCAACCAACCAGGUACACACAGAAAUGACUGCUGAGGACACGGCAACACACUCGGGUGUAUUGCCCAGCCUGCCGUACACCAAUCUCCCUUCCUCUGACUGAAACUGGAAACACACGAACACACACUGCCCUGUCUUACUACCUAUGGUGUCCUUAUAAGGGACAGACCCUGUCCACCGCUCCAGCAGUGUCCUCACUACGUGUUGAGUGAGAUAACCACACAGAAGCCACAUUACACUGAAACAGAUACACACUCUAAACAAACAGCCAGAGUCAAACUUAUAUUUACUACGUUUUGUAGUUACAUGUGAUUUAUUUUCACGUAAGAAACAUUUUUUGGAAAACCAAUGAUCAAAAGCAAAAAAAGAGUAGAGUGUAUUUAUCUAUGAGGGGCAGAAUAACAGCGUGCAGUUUAGAGAAAGAAGCUCUCUCCUUCCAACAUUCCCUCUCUCUUUAGUGAAAAAUUAUUGCAGAACUUCGUCAGGGUAUGUCUGUGUUCACAGGGUUAGAAGUUCUGUUGUUCCGCUUCGUUCACCCUCUCCCUCUCCUCCUGUCCGGCAAAAAACCAAGUUGGUAAAAAUACCUGGAAAAAUACCUCUGUUGGGCCAAUCUCAAAAACCAAGAGACUGAGACUGUGGGCUCUUUCCAAUUGUUUAUUUUUCACCUUUUACGUUCUUUUCCUGACCCGGAAAUCGAUUGAGGUCCACCAUCUUUCUGAUCCGCUAAAUGUGCCUUCUUAGAGCCAGAAGCCAAGUUAGGAUGCUCCCGAGGUUGACUUGAGCAAGAAAACAUGAGCGUACCCUUCGCGGAAGUAUUUUUUCAGAAUUGCGUGAGAAUGAUCAACCUGUGGAUCCACCUCUCCCCAUCUUCCACGCGUAUGCCACGUCUGUAACCGACGUGGCUUCGAAGUGACGCUUGAAGGAGCAAGGACAUUCCAUUUGCCUAAUUCACAUUUACUCGAUUCCCCCCUGUAUUCACCUCCUUUUCUCGCUUCUCCCACGAUUGAUGGAGCUAGGAGCAAGAGAAGGAGCAGGGAAAGGCAGAUGGAGCGGGAAAAUAACUGAUUGGAAAGAGCCCCGUGUAUAUCAGAGCUUCUCAAAUGUGGCCCUCCGGACCGGUAGUACUGCUGGUUUUCAGCUUUCCCCUCAAAUCAUUUGAACAUGACGGACGUGUUGAGUGUAAACUCUGGCCAAAUCACUGACGUUAUUGGACUAUGAACCAGCAGUACUGCUAACCUUAAAGGGGCAGAUGCGAGUACCACUGGUGUAUAUGACUGGGUAUAAGAACACAGAGGUAUGAUUCCGGCAAACUGAGUCUGAAUUUAACAGCCGUCUCUCCCUCCUUCUUAAAAAAAUAAAAAAUAAAAGUCUUUGGAAAUCUGCACGUUCUAAUUAGCACACUGCUGUUAGUGACGCAUACGUUAAAAGCAGCGAGAAGACUUUGCACUUGAGGUUUUUUUUGGUAGAUGUGAGAUUGUGAGAGUGAGCCUCCCUCUGUGUUUGAGAACUCACUUUCCUUCAUCUCCGUAGGUUCAUAUAGUUUAUAUAGUCCCCCUCUAAUUCCAUUGGUCUGCCUGUGUCAGUGGUUCCCCUUGUAUAUAAUAUGCCCUGCAUGCGGAAAUCAAGCCUUCUAGCACUGUGAUUAAUUUCAUGUGGACUAGUAGAUUGAACCCCGUUUUCACCAUAUAUAAAAGAUAUGUAUAUUGCCUUUAAAGGAGAAUACACAGUAGUGCAAUGACUAACCUAUUUAUUUUGUUAUUAUGAGAACUGCCUAAGUGUCUUUAACUUGGGGGAUGUUAAUAGUGAACUUUGUUUGCUUGUUGAGACAAACACAUUCCACUGCAAGCCCUACAGUUUGGGGCCACUCCUGGGGCCACUCCCGGUUUGGGGCUACCCCUCGAUAGGGGCUACUCCUCCUGCCCAAACCCUCCCUCAACCCCUCCCGCUCCAGAGACACCCACAAGGUCUCGCAGCAUUGCCGACGUCCACCUCUAGGCUCGGUUCGAAGAAGUCGUUACAGGAACCUCAAGCGACUUCCGCCGCAAGACCCCCAUUUCCUCCUCCACCUCCUCCGCUCUGCUACCCUGGGAAAGCACAAAGUGGGCCUCCGCCGGGCUCGAAAAAACGGGUAGACCACCGCCCCGUCUGCUCCCGGCUGGGACACCGAGGCUAACUCCUCCAGGACUGGAACGCGAAACGCCUCACGUUAAAGGGCUACGCUACCGUUUUAGCCCUCCUGUCCGAGAGGCAGCCGCUAUCCUCCAACCCUACGAAGCACAGUCCAGCGCCGUCGCCGAUAGACGCCUGGCGAAGGACCGCUCAUGAGUACAUGAGCUGACGUGCCAUGGAUAGCACUUGUGUUCACUUUAGCUUUGCAGCUGCACUGGUGCCAUUCGCAUUUCAUGUUUGAUUUUUUUCGUGGACACUUGUGAGCAGAGUUAAGGGUGAUGUGCAUAUUGUAUUGUAUAUGAUUUUUAUACUUUUUUUUUUGUGUAAAUGUUCACAAUGCACACAUGGCAUCACGGCUGCAAACUAGACAUCAAUCAUA